Acanthosepion pharaonis is the source of this 777-nucleotide messenger RNA. The record is from the annotation of a GenBank genome assembly. NCBI's taxonomy places the organism in Eukaryota, Metazoa, Mollusca, Cephalopoda, Sepiida, Sepiidae.
AUGCAUAUCACUCGUUGGUCGCCGGCAUUUGUAAGUCCACCCACUAAAUUCUUUUUAUAUACCUCUCUCUCUCUCUCUCUCUCUCUCUCUCUCUCUCUCUCUCUCUCAAAUGCACGCACAUACACAGAGAAAGAGAGAGAAACGUCUCUCUCUCUCUCUCCUUCUCUCUCUCUCUCUCUCCCCCUCUCGAUGAAAACUGUACAUUGGUUCUUCUUUACUUUUCUUCUUAACUGGUACUCUCUCUCUCUCUCUCACUCACUCUCUCUCUCUCUAUCUCUUUCUCUCUUUUUCUCUCUUUCUCUAUUUCUCUCUCACACUCUCUCUCACUCACUCUCUCUUUCUGUUUCUUUCUCUUUCUCUCUCUCUCUAUCUCUUUCUCUCUCUCUCUAUCUCUUUCUCUCUCUCACUCUCUCUAUUUCUUUCUCUUUCUCUCUCUCUAUAUAUAUAUCUUUCUCUCUUUUUCUCUCUUUUCUCUCUCUAUUUCUCUCUCACACUCUUUCCCACUCACUCUCUCUCACUCACUGUUUCUUUCUCUUUCUUUCUUUCUCUCUCUCUCUAUCUCUUUUUCUCUCUCUCUCUAACUCUCUCUCUCUCUAUUUCUUUCUCUUUCUCUCUUUUUCUCUCUCUUUUUCUCUCUCUUUCUCUCUCUAUUUCUCUCUCUUUCUCUCUUUAUCUCUUUAUCUUUUUCUAUCUUUCUAUUACUUUCUCUUUCAUUCUCUCUUUUUCCCUCUUUCUUUCCUUCUCUCUCUUCUUCUCUCUCUUUCUCUCUCUCCCUAG